UUGUUGUUUUAUAAUGUUCGCAAAUGCCUACAAAAGAUAUUUUCAGUUUCUUGUCUUAUUGCGGAACAGCAAAAAUUUUCUAGACAGGAACUUGCCUUUGUAUAUUUUUGACAAGGAUACAUCGUCCGCAGGAAAGAACUUUUCUAUUCCUAUAUAUAGCCAUAUCCUUCAGGAAUUCGUAUAUCCAUUGUUGACUCCCUCGUGACACAACGGUUUGCGAAAGUUUUCUUUGAAUUCCAAUUCAAAUGAAUUCUUUAGGCCGGAAACCUAAACCUAAAACACCUAUCUGAAAUCUACCUGAAAUUUAAACAUAGCGACAGUUUGCAAAACAUACUUUUGUGACAUUCUCAUAAAAUUGUUCUCGUAGUAAAAAGUUUAUCGUUGGACAACGCUGAUGAAAUAGGAGCAAUGUACUUACUAUUUAUAACAGUUGAGAUUUAUCUUAAUUUAUUAGAUUUAUUUUAAUUUAUAUCGCAAUUAAGAACCACACUUAUACUUUAGAGAGUCUCUGAAGUGAAACUUGAACUCGAUUAUCUUGAUGCGUUUCGUGAAACUUCAAACUCCUUUUAAAUGCCACAGGUUCAAAUGAUCCAAGAGCAAAUGGAUGCCUUAGCGGACACUAAGUCGGUCGGCGAGGAGAGGUACGCUCGAGCGAAACAGGAAAAUGCAACGUUACAAGCGCGCAUAUUGAUGCUCGAGGAAGCAGCCAAAGAUGCGGAAACGAGGGCCGAAGAGAGACUUCAAGCCGAGCAACGGAGACAUCGGGAAUUGGCGUGCCGCUUGGAACGAGAGCGUCAGUUGCAACUGGAAAACUAUGGCAUCAAGCUACAGGCGGCGGAGGUGGACAACUCCAGUUUGCGGGAGGAGAUCGCGCGGGUACGCGAACAGCUCGAGAGAGCGAGGGCGGAUAAGACGCGGCUCGAGAACGAUCUCCGGGAGGCCAGGAGGGAAGUGGACGGCGCGCGCGAAAGUGAACGUCAUGCGAUAAGUCGAACUAACGAGGCUCAUCAUAUGCUCGACGCCAUGAGAGAGGAACUUUCGUUACGGAGCGAGGAUCAGCAGAGAAUUGAGGAACUGGUGCAGCAGGUGGCUCAACUUCAAGCUCGUAAUAAAAGCUUGGAAGAAUCUCGGGACGAGCUGCAAGCCGCUGCGGCGUUACAGGCAGGCCGUGAACUUUUGAUGCUGAAUCCGUGUAACAAUAAUGCCGAGAAAGGUCCUAGUCUCGCUGUGGAAUUGCUAGCCGGCAUGAAUCCAGAUCAGAUAGAUGGGGAAUUCAACGAACCGUGCACGAUCGCUGAAUUAAGACAAGCCUUGAAAGAACAGCAAGAAGUGAACACGCAACUGAGAACGUACAUCGAUGGGAUAUUACUAAACAUCGUGGAAAAUUAUCCGCAAUUGUUAGAAGUGAAGCAAACGCAUUGAAACAUAGCGCGCAUAAUCUAUCCAUUAGGUCCUGUUCGAAUACUUUCGAGGCAGUUGUACGUUAAUUUUCUUCGUUUGAAUCGAGGAAGAUUGGGGGCUGCCUAGAACUUGCCCGACGUAUAUAUUUUGUAUACAUAUUAAUAUUUUAGAAUAUUUAAAUUUUCUCUCAGCGCAAAAGCACACUCAAGGUCAAUUUUAACGGAAUUCAAGCUUGCUUAAAAUGGACAGUUUCCGAACAGCGUGAACUCUAAAAGACGUCCAAAGAAGCUUUGCAGAAAGAGCCACAACUUAGAUCGUUCUCUAGGUGUCUUGGAGACUUCGGAUUUCCUUGAUAUCGAAAUUCGUAAACUCGAUCGUUUGAGCUCUAGGCAGCAGCCGUCUCCGUACAUCUAGAAACUAAAGUAAUAAAGUAAUAAAGUGACGCUACUGUAGUCGCAACGUGUGCAACGAUACAAAAAGGAUACGCGACUGAUGUCACAUCUCCGAGACGUCACGCCAUUCGCGGAUCUUUGAGCGCUUCUUUCCACUGCCGUCAAGCUUCGUCGCGCGAAUAUCAUCAUCGCCAGGAUGGUGAGCGAAUCUCGAUUGCGCCUCUUGGACUCUGCACGUCGUCGGCAAGCUUAUACGCACUUCGGUAUACACGCGAGAUCGUUAAGAUAUUCGUAUAUACGUGUUAACGAUUGGUGUGCGAGAUUGAUGUUAUCCAAAUGAAUAUAUACAUGUGUAUGUAUGUACGCGCGUAUGCGCGCGCGUGUAUUAUGCGACAACGGAGAUGACGUGACUGCAUGAUGUGUCGCGAAAAACUGUGAUUGCGUUAGAGUACCUUUUAAUUGAAAAUUUGUGUCUCGGCGACACGCGCCUACGAUCCUACGGGCGACAACUCUGUACUCUAGAUCUUUAUACCGAGAGCUAGUAAAAUUGCAAUUAAACGAUAUUAUAUUUUGAUA
Messenger RNA from Temnothorax curvispinosus, 2369 nucleotides. RefSeq names its product rab11 family-interacting protein 4 (gene nuf). Gene Ontology annotation, cellular component: recycling endosome membrane; cleavage furrow; endocytic vesicle. Lineage: Eukaryota; Metazoa; Arthropoda; Insecta; Hymenoptera; Formicidae. Bases 571 to 1422 code for a protein of 283 amino acids. The record is from RefSeq and is a predicted model, not a curated record. Gene Ontology annotation, biological process: endocytic recycling; regulation of cytokinesis. The transcript is spliced from 5 exons.